Molecule: messenger RNA, 1125 nt
Organism: Lathyrus sativus (Indian pea)
Lineage: Eukaryota; Viridiplantae; Streptophyta; Magnoliopsida; Fabales; Fabaceae
Source: the annotation of a GenBank genome assembly
AUGUCAAACACAACACAAGUUAUUACAUGCAAAGCUGCGAUAUGUUGGGAGGUUGGAAAACCAGCAACAGUGGAAGAGAUACAAGUAGAUCCACCAAAAGCAACUGAAGUUCGAGUUAAGAUGCUUUGCGCUAGUCUUUGCCACACAGAUAUCUCAAGCAUUCAAGGAUUUCCACAUAACAAAUUCCCUCUAGCACUUGGACAUGAAGGAGUAGGUGUUGUGGAGAGUGUUGGUGAUGAAGUGAAAAAUCUGAAACAAGGGGAUAUUAUAAUUCCAACCUAUGUUGGAGAGUGUAAAAAAUGUGAGAAUUGUGUUUCUGGGAAAACCAAUCUUUGUCUGAAAUAUCCUGUCAGAUUCACUGGCCUAAUGCCUGAUAACACUUCAAGGCUGUCUGUUAAAGGAAAAAGAUUAUAUCAUGUUUUGAGCUGUGCUACAUGGUCAGAGUAUGUGGUUGUUGAUGUCAACUAUCUACUCAAAGUUGAUCCAAGCAUUAAUCUAGCUUAUGCUAGUUUUAUCUCAUGUGGUUUUGCAACUGGUUAUGGAGCUGCUUGGAAGGAAGCUAGGGUUAAAAGUGGUUCAACUGUUGCUGUUUUCGGUCUUGGCGCUGUUGGAUUAGGGGCAAUAAGUGGAGCAAAAAUGAUGGGAGCAAGUAAAAUAAUUGGAGUUGACAAAAAUGAGAUGAAGAGAGAAAAAGGAGAAGUUUUUGGAUUAACCAACUUUAUAAAUCCAAGUGAUUCUGAAAAAUCUGCUUCAGAAUUGGCGAAAGAAGUAAAUGGUGGAAUUGGUGUGGAUUACUCUUUUGAGUGCACUGGAGUUCCUUCUUUACUUAAUGUCUCAAUUGAUGCCACCAAAUUGGGAACAGGUAAAACAAUAGCUAUUGGUUCAGGAGUUGAAAAUAUUGUUCCACUUGAUCUUAUUGCCAUUAUAUUUGGUAGAACAUUGAAAGGUUCUGUUUUUGGAGGACUGAAAACUAUUUCUGAUCUUUCCAUCAUAGCAGACAAAUGUCAGAAAGAGGAACUCCCUCUUCAUGAGCUGCUCACCCAUGAGGUACCACUGUCGGAUAUAAACAAAGCAUUUGAGCUCUUGAAGCAACCUGGUUGUGUAAAAGUUGUCGUCAAGAUGUGA